ACUUAAACUAAUCAAAGGACAACAAAAUAACUCAAACAACCCUGGAGGAGCCGGAGACAGAGACCACAGAGCACGAGCAUGAGGCCACGAUGAGCUGUGCUCAGGCUGGACCAGAGGAGAGCUCCACUAAUGCCAGCAAUACUAAUAACACCAGCCUCAACUGCACCACCAAUGAUGAGUUGGAGUGCAAAAUCUGCUACCAGCGCUUCAAUACACACAGCCGCAAGCCCAAAAUUUUGGACUGCCUACACCGAGUGUGUGCCAGAUGCCUCAACAAGAUUCUGGACAUGGGGGAUGGUUCCAGUUCCAUCAGCUGCCCUUUCUGUCGUCACGAGACGCAGGUCAGUGAGUUUGAAGUGGCUGGGCUGCCAGAUGACUCAAACAUCAUGUCCCGCCUGGCUGUGCGGGACAAGUCCUGGAGCUCGGACCACAGUAAAGAAGUAGUGUUGACGCCUAAGAGCCUGUCCUCCAAUGACAGCCCAUCCCACGACUCCUCCAACUGCCUGGUCAUCACAAUCAUGGAGGUGCAACGAGACCAGCAGCGAUCACCCAGCCAAAACGCCAGCUCUGAUUACUACGGUGACCUGGACUCAGUCUCUGUAGCAUCCAAUAGUGGUGUGGUGGACCAAGACGCACUGUCCAAGUUCUGCAAUCAUGUGCCACGGGUCUUGGUGUGGCUGCUGGGUUUUUUCUACUUCGGUUCGCUGCCACUUGGCAUAUACUUGCUGGUGAUCCAGAGAGUGACCUUGGGGAUUGUGUGCGUGAGCCUGGUGCCAUCCAGUCUCACAGUCUGUCUGGUUUACGGCUUCUGCCAGUGUCUGUGCCAGGGCAUGUGCGACUGCUCCAGCAGGGCGUGACUGGAACAAUCAUGGCCAGUGAAAACUAUAGCUUACAUCAUUUCACCACGCAGAGCAGAGAUAAAUAAGCUAUAGGCAUCUGAAUCUCCUUGCUGCAAAUUAAAUGCAAUGUGCACCAUCUUGCUUUGAAAGGAUGUGUACGAGCAGCUGUAAAAAGAGGAUGGGUCAAGCAUAAAAAGUGAAGGUCCAUCUGGAGCAAACACUACUAGCUUAAAGUUUUUGCACACAUCCUUUAAGCUCAUUCUGAAGUAAAAAUCUGGCCUUAGAGAAGUUCUCCAUGAAGGUCAAAUGAUGAUCCACAAUUGGGAGAUUAGCAGAUGGACUAUUAUGUACAGCCAGGCAGAGUGGAUGGGCCAAGAAUAAACUUUUAUGUUGGUUGAUUAUUAUCUCUGUGAAAUAAACCAUGCGUACUGAUUCUCUUUAACAAGAAUCCAUGAGUAGCACUGUUUCAGGUGAAGCCUGAAUUCGUCUGUGUGGUAAAAAGGCAUUGACUAUACAGUAGGUAUUGCAAACACAAAGGAAUGGGUUACCGCUGAGGUAAGAGGUGGGCCUUUAAAUAAAAAGAUUUGACCCA
Molecule: messenger RNA, 1431 nt
Organism: Danio rerio (zebrafish)
Lineage: Eukaryota; Metazoa; Chordata; Actinopteri; Cypriniformes; Danionidae
Product: zgc:165481
Biological process (GO): protein ubiquitination
Source: RefSeq, marked predicted